AUGCUAGAUAAACUUCAGUUCCUAGAUGAUCACUACAGGACCAAGAAUUACAGGACAUCCUGUCCACUCUUAUUUCUCGACAUCUUUCACAUCCCGACAUAUUCGAUCGAUAUUACCUCAAUUGCACUUGAACACAAGCUGGAUUCCGUUCUACACGAUUCCUGGGUGAAGGAUGCAGUUCAGCAGUUUGUCACUCAUCAUUUACUUUAUGGUCCCUGGAUUGAUGUGCAGUCAUCUCUAUUGGUCUACAGUGUGCUGGCUAUCAUGCUGUAUCCAUUGGACGAAAACUAUGCUCGUCUAUUCUACCGUGAGGCACAUCGACAUUUUAUUGAUUCAUGUUUUCCUAUACUAGACCAAAAAGAACAAAACCAACAUUUGAUUGAAGCAGCUGUACUACUGGCUCAUUUCCAGUGUAUGGCAAUUAGUGAAGAACAGGCAUUCAUGACCAUUCGUUUGGGCCUUGAUUUGGCUCAAUCAAAAGGUAAUCUGAAUGGAGCUCUUCUAAGGACCCUGGACGCUUGGUAUAUUUGGCUCACUGUACACCUUAGAAGGCCCUACUUUGGUGAACUUGACGCAAGCAUGAAACCAACUGGCCUAAAUGACAACCAAUUGUGGGCGUUUGAGAUGACAGAGGCCUAUACUGACUUUCUGAAACGAAUUAUUUUGGAAAGAAGAUCAACUGACUUGAAAUUAAUCCAGGAUUCACUUGACUCUAUUAUCAAACCAAAAAGACAGCCAUGUAAUACACUCGAGAUUCUCGAACAGGCUGUUCUCUUGUAUCAUCAUAUGCUAAUCAUCCAACUCUACAGCACAAUCGACGACGAAGAAGACAUUUGUUCAGAAAUAUGUCUAGACAUGCUCAAGCUCAUCCAUCAGAUACUCUCAAGGACAGAUACAAAAUGUGUUCCUUUUGCAGUCUUACAUUCUGUUUGUUUCCUCUUUACAUGUGUCUCCAACAAGAGGUGCCCUGAGCUCCUUACGCAGUUUAUUCAGCUUCUAAAAGAGUUUUCUUACAUUAACGUAUUUGAAAAAACCUUGGAUAAGCUACUUGUCCAAGAUAUGGACUUGCCUCAUAAUGAGGCGCCUAGUCCCUGUUCAAAAGAAGCGAUUAAGAAUAAACGACCGAUAUCAGACUUUGAUCGAGAACAACUUGACAAGUUACAUAGGGGCGCUGAAGAACACCAGCAGCAUAUGCAGCAAAUACAACAACAACAACAGCAACAGCAGCAGUAUUUAUUCUCAAAGUACGUUUCUCCUGCAAGCGUACCAAUGGUCGGACAAAAAAGAAGCAUGAAUUACAAUUUGGGUCUAGUUGAUUAUUACGAGCAGCCAGAUAAACGUCAACAGUUCCAGCAGUUUAAUCCAUAUAUGCCUGUUGCUAAAAAGGUCAAGACAUUUGAGGAUUAUACCCUUGAGGAUAACCAUCCACACAGUCAAACUCAUGCCACAACAGCAACAAGCAGCAGCAGUAGUAGCAGUGGCGGAAGCACGAGCCAUACCUCGCGCGCAAGGGAAGUUGGAUUCUUGGAUAGUACAGAAGAUGCAGCACUCAUGUACGACAUUUUUAUGGUAGAUAACCCUCCAUUCUAUGAAGACAAAAAGGAUGAACUUCUCUAUCAGACAAAAUUACCUCUUCCUCAACCAACAAAGCAAGCCUCUGUCCUCAAGACCAGCUGGGCUGCACCCUCGGCUUCUACCCAGAGACCGUGGUCAAAGUUCUUUCUUGAAUCCGAAGUUCAAACACUUCAUUAUCAGACAUCGUCUUUGGUCAAUAACUUUGGUGAACCUUUUCUCUUGCAGGAUGAUGCACUUAUUCAGCAAAGCAAAAAGGCAGCUGCUCUCAUCCAUCAUCAGAGACAGCCCAGCUUUUCGGAUAGCAACAGUAGUAGUACAACAAGUCCAAAUAGUACAAAUAGUCAUUAUUCAAAGAGGCAACAUAGUAGUCGACAGUCCUCUGUUGAUGCUAUGGCAGCUGCUGUCUGGGUAACUGGGUUUCCAGGAAACAUGUCAAAGCAGCAACCGUCAUCUAGUACCUCACAUCAUCCUGACUAUACUCAUCCAUCUCAAGCACAACCAACGAUAGAUGAUCAUCAUGGAGAAGGCAGAUGGCUGCUGGAUUGA
This is a messenger RNA of Rhizopus microsporus ATCC 52813, 2121 nucleotides long. RefSeq lists its product as uncharacterized. The transcript has 3 exons. Bases 1 to 2121 code for a protein of 706 amino acids. The record is from RefSeq and is a predicted model, not a curated record. NCBI's taxonomy places the organism in Eukaryota, Fungi, Mucoromycota, Mucoromycetes, Mucorales, Rhizopodaceae.